AUGCCUACGAAUGACUGCGUGCUCAUGGACAAAAUUAUUGAGGGAGAUGGUAAGACAAUUCCGUGCCAGGGCAGCAUUGUGACUCUUGACUACGUUGGGUUUCUGCCAGAUGGCAGAAAGUUUGACUCCACCAUUGAGCGUGGAAAACCGUUUGUGUUCCGUGUAGGGUGUGGUGAGGUCAUCAAGGGGUGGGAUGAGGGAAUUGUGCAGAUGUCAAAAGGUGAGCGGAGCCGUUUGACGAUACCACCGUCUUUGGCAUUUGGAUCCACUGGCUUCCCCGGCAUGAUUCCCCCCGACACUGUAAUUGUUUUCGAGGUGACACUACUGGACGUCUCUUGA
Messenger RNA from Trypanosoma rangeli, 339 nucleotides. RefSeq names its product peptidyl-prolyl cis-trans isomerase. Gene Ontology annotation, molecular function: peptidyl-prolyl cis-trans isomerase activity. NCBI's taxonomy places the organism in Eukaryota, Euglenozoa, Kinetoplastea, Trypanosomatida, Trypanosomatidae. The transcript has a single exon. The record is from RefSeq and is a predicted model, not a curated record. The coding region runs from base 1 to 339 and encodes 112 amino acids.